AUGGCUUUUACACUGAAAGGAGUGGCAUACAUUACCGGUGCUGGGUCUGGCAUUGGCCAAUACACUGCAUACGCUCUUGCGAAACAGGGUGUACGCUCAUUCGCCCUGCUGGAUCGCAAUCCCCUCAUCAAAACCGUUAGCGAACUCCGUAAACUCUCAUCCGACUGUUCUAUCAAGACAUUCGAGAUCGAUGUCACCAACGAGAAAGCUGUCGAUGACAGUAUAGAGAAGACGGUCAAGGAGUUCGGACGACUAGACUAUGCUGUGAACAAUGCCGGCAUCGGUGGCAUGAUCAAAACGACAGAUCAGAUCCCGAAAGACGACUUCGAGAAGGUCAUGUCUAUCAACACCAUCGCUGUUUGGCAAUGCCAACGUGCACAGAUUCGACAGAUGCUCAAACAGGAAAAGCUCUCGGACUCAUAUCGGUCAUAUCGAGGUUCUAUCGUUAACGUCGCAUCCAUGUAUGGUCUGGUAGCACCGCCGCUCAACGUUCCCGCCACAGCAUACGCUACCUCAAAGCACGCUGUUAUUGGCCUUACAAAGUCAGAUGCGCUCGCUUUCGCGCACAAGGGUAUCCGGAUCAACGCAAUUUCGCCGGGAUAUGUAAUGACGCCUUUGGUACAAGAGCACAUGGGUCAGGGUGAAAUGAUGGAAACUGAAAGGAAAAAGGUCCCUGUUCACCGCUAUUCGGAGAUGGAGGAAAUCGGCGACUGUAUUGCCUUCUUGCACUCAGACGCGGCGAGCUACAUGAUCGGCGCCACAUUAGUCGCGGACGGAGGAUACACAAUUGUCUAA
Molecule: messenger RNA, 795 nt
Organism: Alternaria ethzedia
Lineage: Eukaryota; Fungi; Ascomycota; Dothideomycetes; Pleosporales; Pleosporaceae
Exons: 2
Coding region: 1-795 (264 amino acids)
Molecular function (GO): oxidoreductase activity, acting on the CH-OH group of donors, NAD or NADP as acceptor
Source: RefSeq, a predicted model, not a curated record